This is a messenger RNA of Besnoitia besnoiti, 4869 nucleotides long. RefSeq lists its product as uncharacterized. The transcript has 7 exons. Lineage: Eukaryota; Apicomplexa; Conoidasida; Eucoccidiorida; Sarcocystidae. Bases 1 to 4869 code for a protein of 1622 amino acids. Gene Ontology annotation, biological process: protein ubiquitination. The record is from RefSeq and is a predicted model, not a curated record. Gene Ontology annotation, molecular function: protein binding.
AUGAUGGCGCGCCGGCUCUUGCAUGCGUCGAACGGCCGCCAGCCGGCCUCGCGUGCUCACAGCGGUGCCUCCGGGGGCCCGCGGAGCGGUCGCGGCCGAAAUCCGCAGCACAGCGGUGCAUCGGCUUCUUCGCUAUCCUUGUCUUCCUCCUCUUCUUCUGCCUCUUUCUCUGCUGCCUCUUCGCCGCUUUUUCGUUUCCCUCCGCAGCUCUCUCGCUCUCUCUCUAGAAACGUCAGCGCCACCAACCUGCGGCCGCCCCGCCGCGGGCUGCCUGGAGCCAACGCGCCCGCCCCCCCGCCUUCCUCGUCCGCAUCGUCUGUGCCUUCUGUCUCUUCGUCUUCAAGCGCCGACAGCGCGGACGCGCAGGGGCACCUGCCUGCCGCGUUUUCUGCGGUGAACGCCGAGGCCGGCGGCAUCGGCUCCGCCGCCCCUUCAGCCGGCGGGCACGCGGCAGAGAGCGGAUUCGCCGCCUCGACCGCCGAAAGCGCGAGUUUGAGAGGCGUGCAUCCGUCAGGCAAGCACGAAAAAGUAAAUCCGCGGGCCCUUCCCUUCACCCCUGCCUAUCGCCAGUUCGAUCUGUCGAGCUUCGUGGACAAACGACGCGUCUGCGCGAACUGGAGAGUCACUCACUUCCCGGAGAUCUGGGCGCUCGCGAAAAACAGAUUUCUUCGCGCGCCCGACGAGGAUCAAUACUUGGACAGCCCGUUGUUUGGCGACGCAGAAGUCGGGUUCUGGUUUCUGCGGCUGUAUCCAUACGGAGACUCGAAGAACGCAGGCUCGCUCGAGUUGUACCUGAUGAUUGACAGCUGCCUCUCUGAGGACGUCGUCGUUCACUACAAACUGCAGAUCUUUAAACAGCACCCCUCAGCUUCCUUUCCGCUCUCGCAAACGCACAACAACCGCGACUUUCUCAUCCAGUACGAAGACAGCGAUCUCUAUUCCAAAAAUGAACCCGGCGUCGGCUAUGGCCCUACGCACCUAUGUGACGUGAGCACGCGGCGCAAGGCGCGAGCGCUGGCGUGGGCGGACGGCAGUCUGCGCAUCCGCGUGCUGAUGGACUGUCCCAUCUUGGAUGCGCUGGCGGGUUUCCGCGCGAGAAGCGACAGCGGCGCAGCGAGCCGUCCGAUCGUUGCACUGAAGCAUUUGUCGUCAAAACGCGACGAAGAUGGAGGCGCCGCAGUGAGAGAAAAGACCCACCCGCUCCAGCGCCGCGCGCCGCCCUCCCUGUCCGAUGAACUCACGGCGUUUCUCGAUGAACAGGAAACCGACUUGGAACUUCUCUUCAACGGAGAGGUCUUCGACGCAAGCAAGCUGAUUCUCGCCUCCCGAUCCAAAGUCUUUCGUGCGAUGCUGCGCGGGCCUUUCCAAGAGGGGAAAGGAGAGUCCUCGGUCGCGAGUCCAGUCCCUGUUCGCGGUUUCCAGAAUCGCAGCUGCGCCGCGUCGGAGUUGGACCAAUUCCAGGGAAAAACGCGAAUAAAUCUUUCUGAAACUGCAGGCUUGACGGCCGGCUCUCUCCGCAAUCUCCUUAUCUACAUGCAUACCGACACGUGCCCUCUGUUGGCGAGCGAGGAGGAGAGGAAGGACGCCGAGGCUGGUGCGCCGCUGCUGAACGAAGUCGAGCGCGUGAACGCCCUCCUUGAGCUCCUCAUCGCUGCAGACCUUUACGACGUUCAGAGUGUGUACGAGCGCUGCAUCGACGAGGUCAUCAGUCGCCUCUCGCGGCAGAACUUCGCGGCGAUUCUCUUCUGUGCAAGUCGCAUCAACUGCCGGCGCCUCGCGAAAGCAACUCGUCUGUUUGCCAACUCGCUGAGCGGCGGCGCAGUGGCGGGGAAGAUGCUUCAGCUGCUCGAGUCGUGUUGGACCGUCGCUGCGCGCCCUGGCGGCUCCGCGUCGGUUUCCCUCUCUGCCUCCUCGCCAGCCCAAGACGCGCCGGCGCCCGCGAGCGAGCGCGAGACCGGGGUGAAAACCCGAGAGCUCGACGACAGCCCGCGAAGCGACGCCGACGUCGUUACCCUGGUGCCGGGGGGGUCAAUUCUGCUGACCUCAGGGCAGAUCGGCGGUGGGCGCGAAACGCCCAGACUCAACGCGGCAACUCAGCUCUGCAGACGGCGAACGUUCGCAAGCGCAGGAAGUGAGCACACAAGCCGCGGCAGAGGCGGCGCCGGAGAGGACGCGGAAGCCCUUGACAAGUUCCCUCUGUCUCCCCUCUCAGCGAGUCGCACGGGGCUCGGCGCCGAUGCGAAGGCCACCGGCAACAAGCGGACCCGAUGCGCAGUCGCGACCGAGGCUGGCGCACACGCGGAGGGCGACGGAGGGCGAGCAGAGAAUGCGAGGCGCGGCGGCGCUGCGCCUGCCGCUCAGCGCUUUUCGUCGGGUGAGCUCGAAGGAGCCGAGAGGGGUGAAGAGCGUGCGCGCGUCUCGUCUAAGGCCUGUGGGCUUUCCCAGGCGCUGUCUUCCUGCGCUUCCUUGUCAGCCGCGCACUGCCUGGCAGAGGGAACGUUCGACUUCACGACGAAACCCGCCGGCAGCGGCCAACGGGCGUGUUCCUGGGCAGCGCACGGGCCGCGUGUCUUCCCGCGCCUGGAGUUGCAGGACGCCGACUUGGAGGGGCGCCUUUGUACGUGCCUCUCUUCGCCUCGUCGCGUGUGCCAGCUCGCCGCUUGCUGUCGGCGGUCUGCAUGCGCCUCUCUCGAGGAAGCCUCUUCUCCCGCUGCGAAGUCUCACGCCUGCGCGUUCCCUCGCGCCGCUCAAUCUGGCUCGGCGUCCUGCCGAAUCGCGUGCGCCGCUUGCACGUCUUCGUUUCCAGCCUGCUUUACUGCGUCGCGGUCGGCGUCUUUCGCAGAGUUCUCUUCGCGCACGCCGUGCGCGCGCUGCUCCUCAGUCAGCGCCCUGUCUGAGCCCUGCAGCCUUCGCGCGUCGGCGACGGCAGAAAACAAGGAAGAAAGCCUUCCGCUGUGCGUGGGCAUCGAGCACAGCAGCCAGCGCAGGGGGGCACCGCCUGCCACUCCGCAGCCGCCAGGCGAGCACGAAGCCCGCGACGGGCUUGUGCGGGGGACCGCGAACGCGAACGAAGUAGGAAGCGAAGGAGAGAGAGAGAGGCCCUUCCCUGCGCGUAGCUUCCGGCCGCCUUCGUUGUUCGGAUCCCGCCCGCGGAAGAAACAACGCGUCGCCGCCGACGCCGACCCGCUGGCAGCUGAGACAGAAAGGCAGCUGCGGAGGAAAUCCGGCGAAAGCGAGGAAGAAGAAGACCUCUCCGAAUUCUGUCCGCGACGACCCUGGGAAGUUCUGCGGCGCGCCGUCGGCUCCUCCGCAGACGGGGGAGAGGAGGGCAUGUGCACUACGAGGCAGGCCGCACCGAGGCGGACAGAAGUGGAGUGCAGCUCGCUCGCAGCAGAAAGCACGUUCUUUGCCUUGCAGGCGUCUCUGCGGCUCUCGCAAGCGUCGUCAGCGCCAGGAGAUCCGCAGGCCCCCUCAACUCGUUUCCACACUCCCUUCGCAGCCUCUUUGCGCUCCCCGUGCCCUCCGCCCCCGCCUCCACCUCCACCUCCUUCUUCGCCUGCGUCUCCUUUGCGUUCCCUCCAGUUCGGUUCUUCUCGUGCCUCCUCGUCCCCUCGCUUUCCUUCUCAGGCCGCCCUUCUGCCGUCCCCAGGAGUCUCGAGUCCUUCUCCCUCGCCUACGGCUCCUCCCUCGCCCGCCACUCUCGCUCCUCGCGGCUUCCGCGGGCGCGAGGCGAGCGGCCUGCGCUCCACAUCGGAGUCUCGACGCGAGAAGCGACCGAGUUCAGCCGGCUGUUCAGCGGGAAGGCUCUCUAUAGACGCGAGUCUGUCUGCGCUCCCCGCUGGCGCGGACCGCGCGCCUGGGGGCUCGCCCUCCUUGGCCGGGGCUCCUGCUUCGAGCGAGGCCAGCUGCCUGGUAUCUGCGUUGCCGAGAGAUGCCUCAUCGCUUUCUUCUUCUGCCCUCAUUAGGUGCGAUCCUUUUCAGGGGAGAAACGCAGCAGCGAGAACGAAGUCUCAGGAGGACGGCGGCCGCCCAUCGCCCGCAUCCGCACGCCGCGCGUCUCGCGCCUCUUGGCGGCUUUCCACGUCUUCGAAAGGUUGUGAAACGCUGAACAAUCCUCUACUCACAGACGCGCACGACAAAGGGCAGCCUCCCCGUCUCUUUCCAGCCUCCUCCUCCUCCCCCUCUUCGCCGACGCAUCGGGGGCACCCGCUGUUCUCCUCUGCGGCGCCCUUCACGGGGUCGUCCUCAGCUUCGCUGCAGGCCAGGUUCGCGGGCUCCUCUGCGGCAGAGUCGUCUGCGCGCAGCAGCGGACAAAGUCUUGAGGAAGACGCACGUCGCUCUGUCGGCGCUGCGGAGCUAGCAACCGCCACCUCGCCGCGGAGGCCGGAAGUCGGCAGUCCUGCCAUCGGGCGGUGCGAAGAAGCGCGGAAUGCAGCGAGCGCGGAAAGCGAGGAGGCGAAUGCGGGCGCCACAGAGGAGAAGCAAAACGAGGGGCGUCGAGGGGAUCGCGAGGAGGAGGCUGCGGAGCUUGCUGCUGUCGCCGAAAGCCUGCCACCCCAAGCAGAGACCGAAACGCGCUGUCCUUCCUUCUCCUCGCCCUCCUCCUCUCCGUCUCCUUUCUCUUCGCCUUCGUCUUCGAGUGCCUCUUCGUCGUGCCCUUCGCGAGCCGCUGCGGUGCCGCCGUCGAUUGAUUCGGCGGCUGCCUCCGUCGCUGUGUGGCCCCUCCCGGGGCGUGGAGCUGCCUCCCUCUGCCGACGUGGGGGGGAGUCGCUCUCGAAGCUUUUCUCGGCGUCGCUGGGUGAGAGCAGCGUCAGCGCGGACGACGAGGGACGCCUGGCGUGUCUGAAGGCGGACACAGGCGGGAUUUAG